Molecule: messenger RNA, 1197 nt
Organism: Penicillium brasilianum
Lineage: Eukaryota; Fungi; Ascomycota; Eurotiomycetes; Eurotiales; Aspergillaceae
Source: the annotation of a GenBank genome assembly
CUUCAUCCUCGUCCGCCAACUCUGGCCACCAACCGCCAUCUAUCCCCCGCCUAGCAUCUCCGAAUUUUCUUUUGCCAUGUCUCGAUCGGGAACCACCCUCUAUGUCACCGGCUUUGGCCAUGGCACUCGAGCUCGUGACCUUGCCUACGAAUUCGAACGUUACGGUCGUCUUGUUCGUUGCGACAUUCCUGCGCCCCGUACUCCUUCCAGUCGACUGUUUGCCUUUGUUGAGUAUGAGAGCCGGCGUGAUGCCGACGACGCGUAUCAUGAGAUGCACAACAAGCGCAUCGGACGUGAUGAUCUCCUGAAGAUUGAGUGGGCUCGCACUCCCCCUUCUGCCUCCUGGCGAUUCGAUUCGGGCCGUGACCGCCGUCGUGACCGUACUCCCCCUCGCCGUGGCCGUUCUCCCUCUCCUCGUCGCAGCCGUGGAGAUUACUCCCCGAGACGGGAUGACCGGUACGAACGGGAUCAUGAUCGAGCCGACCGGGACCAUGACCGCCGUGACCGCGAUCGUGAGCAUGAUCGUCGUGACCGCGAUGAUCGCCGCGAUCGUGACCGCGAGCGUUCUCGCGACCGUUCCCGCAGCCCCGAGGACCGGGAGCGCGAUGUUAAGGAGGAUCGUGAGAGACGCGAGGAUGAUCGCGAACGCCGUGAUGAGGAGCGUGAGGUUGUCCCGAACGGUGAUGAUAGGAAAGUACCCUUGGACCCCGUUCCCUCUGCCCAUGAUGAGCUUGAUACUGCCGAGUAGAACAGCUCUGUGCGACUGCUAUGUCUUCAAGCCAUGCUCGAGGGUUGUGGAUUGGUGUCGAUCUGCUUGCAGGUCUCAGUUUGAACACGGCCCGCUACUGACCACGAGUGCCCCCCCCCUGGCAACAGGCUACGUAUCUCGCGGUCUAAUUUGGCGUUUUCCGAAGAUAACUUGGUGUUAGCCUUGUCACACUGCAUGGCCUUUUUCUCAUGAUUUUCUGGUUGAUUGGUUCUUCAUUUGCUGGUCUUCUUCCCUUCUCCUCUGUCUUCCUCUCCCAUCCCUUUCUCUUCGUGCGCCAUACUCGGCGAGCUCGGAUUUUGCGCGGUUCUCUUUUUGUUAUUCCUCACUGGCGGAUAUUCCACAAACGGGUUUCCUCCCUUGUGAUUUUGUUUCCGUGGGUUUUCGUAUUUAUCCUGGUCAGCAGCUCGGACUCCGCCGAAACGAACGUC